Trichomonas vaginalis G3 is the source of this 492-nucleotide messenger RNA. RefSeq names its product EF-hand family. The record is from RefSeq and is a predicted model, not a curated record. The transcript has a single exon. Lineage: Eukaryota; Parabasalia; Trichomonadida; Trichomonadidae. Bases 1 to 492 code for a protein of 163 amino acids. Gene Ontology annotation, molecular function: calcium ion binding.
AUGGAAGCUAAGAUUGCAGAGUUCUCACAGCUUUUCGAUAAAGCAGAUAAGGGCAAGGAUGGACUUCUUAAGUUCGAAGAGUUCGAUGCCCUCAUCAAGAAGAUCAACGGCGACGGCCAAACAAUUACAGAUACACAAGCUCUUUUCCGUGGUGCAGAUGUUGAUGGCAGCAAUGGUGUCAACAAGACAGAGUUCGUUGGCCUUGUAAAGUCACUCCUUGGCUCUGAUAAGGUCGAACUUACAAAGGUUCUCUUCCGUGCUCACGAUAAGGACCGCUCUGGCACACUCGAGACUGCCGAAAUCAAGUCCAUGUUCGAGCAGUUCAGAAAGAACAUCUCAGACGAAGAGGCUCAGAAGGUUAUCGAAACACAUGGUAAGGAUGGCAAGAUGGACUUCCCAGCCCUCUGCAAGGCCCUCUUCAACAUUGAAGUUAAGGCAGGAACAUCUGCUUACCCAGAAAAGAAGUCUUCGAAGUGUUGCCUUUUGAUCUAA